CGCGACUCGCAACAUAUUACCCACACACACACACACCUCCCUGCAAAGUCGGCGGGUGCAAGUGUCCCUUGGUAUAUAUAAAAACAACACCCCCGAUCGAGCUUUGGAUCAGCUGGUUGGCGAAACGGAACGUCAGCUGUACACACAUCUGCGUGCGUGCGUCGAAGCUUUCCGAGCUUGACAAUAACCGGGAGAUUUUGCGCGCUGCAGCAUCCUCCUCCUCCUCCUAUUACUACUACUCCAAGCAAAGGAGUCAAGGUCGGUGUGCACCCCCUUCGCCGUUUCAUUUGGGGGCACGUGUUGUACGUCAUACACCCGUUACCAAGGUUGGGAUAGAUAAAGCUCGCUCGGCGUAUUAUUGCUAUACCGUACAUCGGGAGCACUGGAGCAGGAAGGACGACACCUUUUUGGAGCCCUGCCAACUGGAUCGCUGCAGCGGUAGGACAGGGAGCUGCGGAUUGAAUCGAAUCGUCAUCCCACUCCCACCCUUCCUGGCUGCCGAUUUCUUCUUCUCGUGAUCUCGUUUUUUUGUUUUUUUUGUUUUUCGUAACUCCUUGCUUUUCGGACUUGACGGGGGAGUAUCUAUGAUGGCUACCUACGCAGCUUACAGGCACGUCGAGCUCGACAACGUUGGAUACGGGAAAAAGAGGGUACUGAAGCCCCCAGGUGGCGGUAGCAGCGACAUCUUCGGCGCCGGUUCGGAGACAAACAGCCCUCGCAGGGUCAAGCAGCACCAGCAGUCGCAGCUCGGCGCCUUCUUCAACGGGGGUGACAAGCCGGGCCAGCAGCAGGACACGUCCUCGUCGAACGGAAGCAGCGCACCGGAGACGCCGCGCAGCAAGCCCGCAUUUAGGAGAAUCAAGCGAUUUCGAGGAUCGUCCUGCAUACCGCGCAAUCCGGUCACCGGUGAUGGGGUCGACGUCAAGCCUCACGCGUCGAGGCGUAUGAUACGCAGGACCAAAGAAGGCAAUCCGGUGACGGGCACUGGCUACGAGAACUCGGCUGGCCAGCAGAACGGCACCAUAAGCGGCAGCGCAUCCAGUGCCGGCAGCGAAAAAUCCAGCACCGACUCGUCGCCCUCUGCCGGCCUCCGAAUGAAGAAACAGCGUGUGCCACCCGGCGGCUUCUCAUCCGGACUCUGGUAAACCCUCCGACCAGCGCACCCACCAUCCUCCGCCCCAUCCCCUAUAUCCGUGUGUGACAAGGAAAACAAAGAAAAUUACAAGCGUAAAAAGAAAAUACGAAGGGGAACACGUACACGAACGGAAUGAGGAGAGGAUUCAGCAGCAGAAUCGCGAGACGAAGAAUCGAUUUGAUAUAUAUACAUGUUAUGAUGAUGAUGAUAAUAAUAAUAAUAAUGCAUACACAUAAACAUAUACUUAAAACGGACAUACUUUCAUUGAUUUAUUAUUUUUUUGUCACUGCUAUCACUAUUGCUAUUUCUAUAUAAUUAGCAUUGUCAAUGUUUAAUUUCACGCGCGUAAGACAUUCAAAAAAAAUAAAUAAAAAAAUCUUGUCGUUACAUAAUUCCAAUCGGCAGUUAUCGCUGUAUUGUUGUGCGUACAUGACAAUAUCUCUCUUUUUAGUAGUGUUUAUGUACUAUUAUUACGUUGCGAUCAGAGAUUUUCCGACAAAUUUCAUGUUCAUCGUGUAUGGUCGAUGGUGAUUGAAUGCGCGAAUUUCGACGGCUAAAGUUAUCGAUAGUUGUGUAACAUUGUACGCGAAAAACAAAUACAAAGAGUUUACGAUCGAUUUGCGUUUUUUUUU
Copidosoma floridanum is the source of this 1767-nucleotide messenger RNA. RefSeq names its product microtubule-associated protein Jupiter (gene Jupiter). The record is from RefSeq and is a predicted model, not a curated record. Gene Ontology annotation, cellular component: nucleus. Lineage: Eukaryota; Metazoa; Arthropoda; Insecta; Hymenoptera; Encyrtidae.